Messenger RNA from Lactuca sativa (garden lettuce), 1334 nucleotides. RefSeq names its product Auxin efflux carrier family protein (gene PIN5). Gene Ontology annotation, molecular function: auxin efflux transmembrane transporter activity. Gene Ontology annotation, biological process: auxin export across the plasma membrane; auxin polar transport. Gene Ontology annotation, cellular component: endoplasmic reticulum; plasma membrane. Lineage: Eukaryota; Viridiplantae; Streptophyta; Magnoliopsida; Asterales; Asteraceae. The record is from RefSeq and is a predicted model, not a curated record.
AAUACAUCCAUAUAAAUACGAUCAGACGCUUACAAACAAGUCCAAAGCACCAACACACAUUUAUUUGGACAAAUAGCCCUUUCCUUGAACGAUUUUUUUACAAAUUCGUAAACGAUGAUAGGGCUAGAGGAUGUUUAUAAAGUGGUCGCAGCCACAGUGCCCCUCUAUGUUGCUUUACUUCUGGGCUAUGGUUCGGUGAGGUGGUGGCAUAUUUUUACACACGAACAAUCCAAUGCUAUUAACCGAUUCGUAUGCUUCUUCACCCUUCCCCUCUUCACUUUUGAGUUCACAGCCAACAUCGACCCUUUCAACAUGAACUAUCGUUUCAUAGGUGCUGACGCUAUCUCCAAAGUUAUCAUUGUGAUUGUUCUUGCAUUUUGGGCGAGGUUUAGUGGCAAAGGAAGCUACUCUUGGUCCAUAACAAGUUUCUCUCUAUGUACUUUGACAAACUCUCUUGUUGUAGGAGUACCAUUGGUUAGGGCUAUGUAUGGUCAAGAAUUUGUUAACCUUGUUGUACAGGGAUCGGUUGUCCAAGCGAUCAUUUGGCUCACUGCUCUCUUGUUUGUGUUAGAAUGGAGAAGAUCAGCGACAACCGAGUGUUCUGUCAAUGCAACUAAUGAAUCCAAGGAUUUGGAAGGAAACCCAAAAUUGGAUGUUCGUAAAGAUGAAGUUACUAGAGCAUCAUCGUAUGUGUCGUUAUUGAAAGUCGUCUCUUUGAAACUAGCUAUGAACCCUAAUUCAUAUUCUUGUGUCAUCGGCAUCAUUUGGGCAACCAUAUCGAACAGGUUUAACUGGCCAAUGCCAAUCAUGAUUGAAGGUUCGGUAUUGAUCAUGUCUAGGGCUGGAACAGGAACUGCAAUGUUUAGCAUGGGUUUGUUCAUGGCACAGCAGGAGAAACUAGUUGCAUGUGGAACGACGAUGACGGUGAUUGCUAUUGUUCUCAAGUUUUUCGCCGGACCCGCCGCUAUGGCUAUCUGUUGCAUCGCCGUCGGUCUGCAUGGGGAUGUUUUACGUGUUGCUAUCAUUCAGGCUGCCUUACCUCAAUCCAUCACCUCAUUCAUAUACGCAAAAGAAUAUGGAUUGCAUGCGGAAGUACUUAGUACUGCGGUUGUCUUUGGUAUGAUUGUGACUCUCCCAAUUUUGGUUGGCUUCUAUGCUGCCUUGGAAUUUCUACAUUGAUUCCUUCAUUUACAGCUUAUGAUCUAUAUGUAUCUAAUUAAAAUAUGAAGAUUUUAAUUAAGUUAUUAUUACUAGAAGUUUUUACAUGCCUAAGAUAUCUAUAAAAAAAAUUCAGAAAGAUGAAACUCAAUUUUAAGGAAAAAACACUUCGGUCA